AUGGCUGUCAUCGAAGAUGAUUCAGGCUUCAAUCUGUCAUUCGAAUUGGGCCCAGAUGCAUCCGAACUCACUGGCAUUCCACGCCGUAUACUCAAAUUUGAAGCUCGCAAAGAGACGGAUGAGGAAAAGCGUCUUGGGCACGACCGCCUCAUUCUUGAUUCCAUCAAGUUCUCAGCCAGCACAAACUCAUUCGAAGUCUUUUCGUUAGCGAAGAAAUGGAUGAGCCAAUGCUUGGAGAAACAUCCAACAUGCAACAAAUCGACUGAUACAGAAUGGUAUCCUACACGACUACUCAGCUUUAAAUCCUCUGAUAAUGCAAAAGACCCUAUCAUCUACCUUGUAGAAACAAGCGCGGUCACUCCUUCGGGGCCAUACAUGACUCUCAGCCAUUCCUGGGGCAAAGGCCAUGCCAUUACUCUGAACAAGCAGUCCUACCAAAGCCUCCUACAAGGGAUGCCUCUGUCAUCUUUUCCGCCAACAUUUCGCGAUGCUUGUUUUAUUGUUCAACAAUUCGGCGUAGACCACAUAUGGAUCGAUGCUUUGUGCAUAUUUCAAGACAAGGGCGACCUUUCCGACUGGAGCAGGGAGGCAUCCCUAAUGCACAAGGUUUACUCCUUUUCACACUGCAACAUAGCUGCUGCGGAAAACACAAAUAGUUCUGAGCCCAUUUUCAGAAACCGAAAUCCAGAAAGUCUAAUCCCUCCUACUACAGAGGCUAUAGUUCAAAAGAGGCCCUCUGACUCUGAAUUUGAAGACACACCUCUAUCAGAUAAAUAUAUUCUGGAUUACCAAGACUACUGGAAACCGGUCGAGGACGCACAUAUCAACACUCGAGGCUGGGUCAUGCAAGAGCGGUUCCUAUCCCCAAGGGCUCUACACUUUGGUGCACAUCAGGUUUACUGGGAGUGUCGUGAAUUUGCGGCCUCAGAGACAAACCCGGACGGCUUCGAAAUCUUGUAUUUUGGAGACCCCUUUAAAGGGCUGAUGAAUGCUCCGCAUGGGUACUCGUCCUGGUCAAGCUUGGUUAUGAAGUAUUCAGGGUGCGCUUUAAGCUUUCCCAGUGAUAGACUAGUCGCGUUCUCCGCCGUUGCAAGACUAUACGAAUACUAUCUGUCAGACGACUAUGUUGCUGGGAUGUGGCGCAGCCAUCUUCAGAGCGGUCUGCUAUGGCGGGCAUACACCAGCGACAAAGGCGUACCAACGCGCUAUGAGGCAUACACAGCACCUUCUUGGUCAUGGGCAUCAAUCAACGGUGAUGUACUUACUACAGUCCAAGUUCCUGACAGGGAGGAGUAUCUAUACGAAGUGGGUGAUUACAAACUGGAGUAUGCCACAGAGGACAAGAUGGGCGCAGUCCGAUCAGGAUGGAUUCGCCUUAGCGGACACUUGAGAAAGCUGAAACUGUUGCACAAACAAGAGGAAGGCAAGGACAUGUGGUCGCUGAUUAUUGACAACAUUGAAUAUGAUCCGCAACAAUAUAAGGAUGAAGAAACAGGUGAUAUAUGGUCAUCAGUAUCGCUUGACGAGCCGCAGACAGACUUUGACAAGGACAACAAAAGCGACGCCUUAUACUGCAUGCUAACGAGACACCAUCUUUUCGAUGAUAUUGGUGCGCCUUUCAACAUGUGGGACUUUCUUCUGUUCAAGUUGGUAGAUCCUUCUCGGGGCAUCUUUCGUCGGAUUGGCAUGGCGCGUACAAGGACAGGCAAGGUCAAGAAUCCAUACCCUAUGAGUAGUCUUAUCCAAGAAGCCUCAUCAGAAUCGGCUCAACAAGACGGAUUUGAUUUCACAGCACUACCUUGUGCGACAUAUGAAGACGGUCUCCAUUCUAUAUAUGUCAUAUAG
Fusarium venenatum is the source of this 1845-nucleotide messenger RNA. RefSeq names its product heterokaryon incompatibility protein-domain-containing protein. NCBI's taxonomy places the organism in Eukaryota, Fungi, Ascomycota, Sordariomycetes, Hypocreales, Nectriaceae. The record is from RefSeq and is a predicted model, not a curated record.